Lates calcarifer (barramundi perch) is the source of this 2977-nucleotide messenger RNA. RefSeq names its product trimethylguanosine synthase 1 (gene tgs1). Gene Ontology annotation, cellular component: nucleus. Gene Ontology annotation, biological process: 7-methylguanosine RNA capping; 7-methylguanosine cap hypermethylation. The transcript has 15 exons. Bases 125 to 2641 code for a protein of 838 amino acids. Gene Ontology annotation, molecular function: RNA cap trimethylguanosine synthase activity. The record is from RefSeq and is a predicted model, not a curated record. NCBI's taxonomy places the organism in Eukaryota, Metazoa, Chordata, Actinopteri, Centropomidae.
CCGGAAGUGACGUUUUGAACUCGCCCGAGGACGUGCAGGUACCGACACAGACGGGAAGCCAGUGUGUCAACGUGUGGUCGGGGGUCGUGUUCCUGUGCGCUACAGAAUCACUGAGCUGAUCGUCAUGAUGCUGGAGAGGAGUAGGGUGAUUCUAGUGGCGGAUCUCUUCUUCAGCAGGAAACGUUCGUCUGAGGUGGAGGAGGAGAGGAUUCACUGCUUCUGCUCCAGAGCAUUCACACAGGAUCGGGAGCUGUAUCGCUCUGAUAACAGACUACUGUCUGACCUGGCAGACACUGCAGUCCAAGAGUCUGAUGAUGAAGGGGAGGAGGAAGAGGAGGCUGAGGAAGUGUUGGAUGAAGAGGCUCAGCUGAUGGCCAGCAUGGGUCUGCCUCUGGCCUUUGUCAGCUCCUCUGACCAGAGGAGAGCAGGGAGGAGUUUGAACAGGAAGCCUGUCACAUACUGGGCAGAACCAGCUGAAGAGGAGGAAGAUGAAAAAGAGCCUCAGAUCAAAGCUGAGAAGGAAGUGUGUGAUCCACAGGAGGGAGGAACAGGAGGGAUCCAAGAUGCUGGCUGGGAAACCUACUGGGCUCAUCAGGGUGAAGCUCUGCUGUGGAGCUGCUGGCUGGAGAAACAUCCAGAGACUGAGCUGCUGUCUGCAGAAGAUCCAGGGACAGUGACUGCUCCAUGGGACAACCAGGAAACAAAGGCUGAGUGGGAGAAACAUGCUGCAGACACCUACUACUUCUUUUGGGAGCAGUAUUCAUACUGGGCAGCACAGGGCUGGACCACUGACCUGGCAGCCUGUAAUGGGAACACUGGUGGAGAAGCAGCAGCAGCAGCAGCAGGGGUGAUGGACAGAGACGCAGAGACACACUCAGAUGAAUGGAAGGAUGGACAGACUGAAGCUGAGAGCCAACAGAGAGAAGAAGCUAAGGCUCAUCAUGAUGAUGAUGUUGAGGCUUUGAAAGAUCUGUUUGGACAGAGCUGCAGAUUGGAGGCAGGUGGGAGCUCUGUGACUGACUCACAGACACACAGACAGUGUGGGAGUGUGGCUGAUAUCAGAGAGCAGUCAGAGGGAGAGCUCUGUGGGUCCGAUGAUCCAUCUGAUGGUGGGAAUGAUCGCAAAAGAUCUGCUGCAUCCUCAGAGCAGAAUGAAGGCCAACAUACAGAUUCCCAGCAGGCUGCUGGUAGCCCUGACAAACAGCAUGGCUCAAAGAAUAAGAUGUCAAGUAGAGAAGAAGAUGAUAAUGAUGAUGAUGACAAACUUCCCAGAGGAGGACAUGCUAAAGUCAAACGCAGUCAUGAGCUGGAUGUGGAGGAGAGCCCACAUCUGACACCUGAGGAAGCCUGGAGUAAACUCGGACUCAAACACAACCCAGAGCCCAUGUUCAACAGUGUGUUAAACUUUAAAGGCGGCACUGGUCAGAGGCAUAAGAGGCAGUGGUGGACUAAGAGAGCGGUCCGCAGCAUCAGUAAACACACAAGGUUCUUAGAAACAGAGGAAGACAACACACAGCCACACAUCAGCACCUCCCUCCAAAAGGUCCAAGACUUCCUUAAAAAGAACCAGGGAGAGACACAGAUCACUCCAUGUGACCAGGGGGUGAUGGGAGGAAGAAGUACACAGGAACGUCCAUUUCUGGGAGAAGUGAUGGGAGAGGAGGAGAAGAGAGAGAGGAAGGAGAUGAAGAGUGCUGAGAUUGGAAAUAAAGAAGCUAUGGCAGAAGAGAGCUCUAAUUCUCUCACGUACAGUUUAGAUAGAGACAGGAGGAAGGUCACUCAGCCCAACACCUCCUUCAGCUGUGCGACUGAGACUGGGGAUAAUGAGAGGGAGGAGGCACAGAAGCAGCCUGGUAGACAGUCAGCAUAUAUAGAAAUUCCUGACUUUCUCCAGUGUGAUGCACCUGAAGAUGACAGUGAGAUGGGUGUGAAAGAUGGAAAGAAGCAAAAGAAGAAUAAGAGUAAGCAAGGAAGGAAGCAGCAGAUCCCAGCAGAAAUGGCAGCUGAACCUGAGCUGGCUAAAUACUGGGCGCAACGUUACAGACUCUUCUCUCGCUUUGAUGAGGGGAUCAGGCUGGACAGAGAGGGCUGGUUCUCUGUGACACCAGAGAGGAUUGCUGAACAUAUCGCCCUCAGACUGGGGCACAGCUUCUGUGACAGUCAGCUGGUCAUAGACGCCUUCUGUGGUGUGGGAGGAAACGCCAUCCAGUUCGCCCUCACUGGACAGAGAGUUCUGGCCAUUGAUAUCGACCCGGUGCGAUUGAACUUGGCGCGGCACAAUGCUACGGUUUAUGGCGUGGCCGAUCGUAUUGAGUUCCUGCAAGGGGACUUCCUUCAGCUGGCACCCCGUCUCCGUGGCGAUGUGGUCUUCCUGUCACCACCAUGGGGAGGACCAGACUACCUGACUGCUGAGGUGUUUGACAUCAGGACCAUGAUGGAGCCUGAUGGAUUUGAGAUUUUUCGCCUGGCCAAACUGAUAUCAAACAACAUAGUGUACUUCUUGCCUCGUAAUGCUGACAUGGAUCAGGUAGCCUCUCUGGCUGGUCCAGGAGGGAAGGUAGAAGUAGAGCAGAACUUCCUCAACAACAAGCUGAAAACAGUGACCGCUUACUUUGGCAGCUUGAUAAAACCAGACAGCUAGUGACCCUGUUUCCUGGACCUGUGAAGAUUUCUUCCUGCACAUAGGGAAUGGAGCAAAAAUCCAUUUCUACUCUAUUUCUCUCUUUCUACCAGGGCCUGUUACCUUUUCACCAGGGAUUCAUUCAAGCACUAAAAUGCACAACAGCUUGACUUACUUUCUUAUACUUCAGACUGAAUGUGAUGAUCAGAAGACUACUCUGUAUGUCUGAUUGAUUCAUUCUGAUGAAUGCAGGUGGUUUAUAAAUCCCUCAGAUUAAGUUAGCACUGCAGUUUUACAACUAUCUAUAUGUUAUGAUUUUUUUAAUUGUACAUUAGAACCAAUAAAUGUUUUUCAGAA